AUGGAAGGUUUGUGUCUUCAAGCGCAAGCAUCUGACUCCCAUUACUGGAGUGAUGAUGAAGAAAAGGUGGUUGUGUCUGCUCAAGAAAACGAAGAUAAAGAUGACGCGAACUCCAAGGUCCUCGUAUCCUUUCGCGACGCAUAUGGGGGCACUCUUGCAUUUCGAACGCUUCCAGAGAAUCUUAUAGCAACCCAUCUAGCAGCAUAUACAUCCGAGUUUGGCAAAGAACAGUCAAUGCUGUGCGUCUUUUGGCGGGGAGUGAUCCUGGAUGUUGACACAACAUUUGCCGAUAACAAUAUAAAGCACUCUGCCGUGUUUUAUGUUGUCGAUGAUGUUAUUUCCCCAACAUCUGUUGUCAGAUUCUCAGCUUGUUCAUCGAUGGCUCUUUCCAACCGCUCGCAUCCGUUCAGGAACUCAUCCGAUGGCAGAAAAUUCAAGUUCUUGACCAUCAAAAGCCUUGAUAAACGGAUAUUAUUUCCUCGGUCGAUGCUAGGAACGUACGACGAAGCAAUAGAUGCCAUUUCAGCACAUUUUCCAAAGCUCAAGAAAGAAACAUUAUCUCUGCGAACAAAUGCUUUUCCGGAAUGCGAGGGCGAAUACGUUGAGAUCCCACCGACUACGUGGACACAUGCGCUUCCAGAACUGAAAUCAGUAGACGUCGAAAUCGAGACCGAGACCGAUGUGAUCAAGCAAUACCCAACAAUCCAAAUCUUAUCCCCCGCUGGAGCGCAGUUUGAGGUAACUGUCAAACUGGACUUGGAGCAAGAAUGGAUGUUCGAUGUUGUGAUGAAACGACGUUGGAGGACAGUGGCAAGGAAAAGUGGGCCUCGAUAUUACCGAUACCAGACCGAAUGGUGUGCACAAGUCGGAGUGCAGAGGGACAUUCUCCCUGCGAUUCCUGGCCCUCGCGAUCCAAGACCGCGCUUAGAGCGGCAGAGUGGCUCUGGAAACCUAGACGACCACCACGCAGUUGUUCUGUCCAGAGACUCGGUUACUUUCUAUCUCAAUAGAGUUUUGCGGACUAUAGGUCUGGGAGCAGAAGCUCGGGCUCAUUUCAUAUCAAACAACCUAUCUGGCCUUAUGGCAAAGCCGUAUGUUGCCUUGGUAUUCGUUCCUCAAUCCGUUUACGAAGAUCAGGCGCCAAUGGAAAUAACGCCAUAUCCAGAUGUCGUAACACGGAUCCUUAUGCUGUACAAGAGUGUACCUGCCGCACACAUUGAACGAUGGAGUAAUGCUGUCAAACGAGCUGAGGAAAGCACGCAGCGUUGGAUAGACAUCAUUGGUCUAGAUGCUAGGCGACACGAUGAGACAUUGUGUCGGGUUUGGCAAUGGGCCUCACUUAAUUACUUACCUGACGAAUGCUGAAUUGAUAUUCGACUUGAUAGGCUAUUCUGUACGGAUGUCAACAAUGCAAUAAAAGAUUCGUUAGGUGUAUACAAGUCGUAAAAGAUCAUGAGAUAUACAAGGCGAUCGAACGCUCUAGCAAUGAUAACAGUCAAGGAUCCCCGUUCUACAUUCGUAUCGGAAUAAUCUCAGUAUUCAUAAUCCUCAUACUCCUCCGCCUCCGCAUUUUCUGCGGCCUUCUCUUUCGCCUCCCUAGCCACCUCCUCCUUCGCCUGCUCCAUACAAAACAAAAGCUCGUCGGUAAUGUCCCGCUUCAUUGUGACUGUGACGCGCCAGGUUUUAUUGUCCGGAGUCCAGAAGGACGAGAUACCGAAAUCAUCGAGGUUCUUGUCCUCAGUUAUGGCCCAGUUCGGAUCGGUGCACAUUCCUUUGAGUGAGCCUUCGAUGCAUUC
Messenger RNA from Desarmillaria tabescens, 1796 nucleotides. RefSeq lists its product as uncharacterized. The transcript has 4 exons. The record is from RefSeq and is a predicted model, not a curated record. The coding region runs from base 1 to 1365 and encodes 454 amino acids. NCBI's taxonomy places the organism in Eukaryota, Fungi, Basidiomycota, Agaricomycetes, Agaricales, Physalacriaceae.